Stereum hirsutum FP-91666 SS1 is the source of this 2874-nucleotide messenger RNA. RefSeq lists its product as uncharacterized. The transcript is spliced from 16 exons. NCBI's taxonomy places the organism in Eukaryota, Fungi, Basidiomycota, Agaricomycetes, Russulales, Stereaceae. The coding region runs from base 50 to 2698 and encodes 882 amino acids. The record is from RefSeq and is a predicted model, not a curated record.
GGGAGCUGGAAGGCCGUGCCACAUACCCCUUCUCUUCCUCUUCCUGUACAUGUCCUCUUUUCUUGUCUGGCUGCAGUCCAUUCUGCAGCGUCUGAGGGUCAAAUUCUCCCGUAAUAUUCAUGGCAUCCUCAAGUUCUUCUCUUGGCUCCUUCGCCAGUCGCGGUGUUCGCGCGGAUUGUUGAAGGCGGCAAAGGGUCGGGGUGGCACACAGGAUUCAAUAAUACCGAAGGACACCUCCUCUCCAUCACCCGAGCGCAUCGUUCUGACCAAACCCGAACCCGACGUUUCCAUCGCUGCGAGCGCCGUGCCCCGUUCCGCGUAUGCGGGGAGCGUUCCAAACCUUGCCGCCAUCCCAGAGAGCCCCAACCCUCCUCGACCUUCCACAUGGUUCACUCGUCCCAACUCUGUCGCAGUACCAAACCACGAAUCCCUAAGCCCAUACCCAACCCAUGCUCCAUUCCAUACUCGAUCAUGUCAGGACAUCCCCCUUCAUUCACGCCCCACACAUGAGGCCAACACCGAGGACAGCGCGAGCACAAGUAGCCACCGUCAGUCAGUCGCCAGCCACAUCGGGUCCAUUAAUGUCGUUACGGGCUCGGCUACGCGAGUAUCGUCUCGAGCACCUUCGAGGUACUUCGGUGGAGGGCUGUCGCAGGCGUCACGAUCCCCGUCUCGAAACCGUUCCCGAGCUCCCUCCCCGGUUCAAACCAAUGGUCCCAGCAUUGCCACACCUAUCUCGACUCCUCCUGUUCGUUCUGGAACCCUAGGAACCCGGUCGUCGUCUAGUGUCAACUUGAGCGUAGUGAGCCCUUCGGAAUCGUCUUUAGCUUUAAACAACGAGUCGCUCGCGUUCUCGUCGUUACAUCCUGGAUCGGUACCGCACUCGCCUAGGUCUUCGAGAGUUGAACUUGGCGCGAAUGGUGCGAAUGGUGCUGUCGAACCUUCUAAUGAAUCAGUGACCGUGGAUGACGGGUCGCAGGCUUCUAUACCCUUACCAGAGGGGAGACGGCUCAACCACCUAAGUCCCGAAAGGACACAACGAUAUGACAGGAUCUUCAUAGUACCCCAGUUUCAAGACGUGGAGACGGUUUUUCCAGCCCUGAAGACAUCUUGGCCACACUGCAAGGAAGACGAGCACGGAAAUUGGAUACCCGCAUCUUCUGGGGACUGGACUCCAAUGCUGCACCCCGAAGGCAACUUGUACUUCUAUCACCCCGACAAGCACAUCUAUACCGACAUGUAUCUAUACAACGACACGAUUCGCGCGGAAACAGAACUUUUCGCGGCAUACUUGGACGAUCUGCUCUUAGCCUUGCGCAAACCUUUACCUACGAACAAUUGGGAGCUCGUACUUGAGGUACGGGAUUGUGAUGACGGCACGAAGGACUGGUUCUACUAUUAUAUCGACCACGAACAGCGAUGCGUCUUCUGGUUGCAGACGUAUGCCGAUCCGGACUUCGUCGACGAUAAUAAAAUCAAACAUAAUCCGUCGCACCUAAAAAUGCUACUCGAGUCCCAAUACUGGGUCCAUUGGGCUUACUUUCCCAAAGGAGACCGCGAUUUUCCUGUAGAAGUCUCGGACGAUCUCCAGGGCCUGCUUAUAACGUGUGGCGUCGAUUUCAUCACUUCUACCGCGAGCACUUGCCCUUAUACCGUCGCUGACGUGAAGACCUUCACGAGUUUCAUCAAAAAGGCUCAAUCUUUACCGGAUCCGAAACAUAAUCCUUAUUUGGCGUGGACGAUAGCACGACUGAUGUCUUUCAUGGUGUAUUGGCGAUGGUGUCAUUUCCAUGGACAGCGAGGAGCCAGGCUGGACCGAGAACAAUCAGUUCAUCGAAUGGAACCACGGCCCAGGACGCUUCUCAUUUCCAUAUUCUCCCCCGUAUUUUUCUUCGCCCCUGAGGUCCAUCUGACGGAGGUGGAGAAAAUCUGGACGGACGAGGUCUUGAACAACACGACAUGGAAGCCAUUCAUCGACAAGUUGCUUGCUGAGUGGCAGGAGUUCGUCCUUUUCGGGACCGUGCUGUUGAACGCUAAUGUCGCGUUUCUGGAGAUUCCGUAUGUCGGGGAGACUGCUCAAGCCGGGGUCUCACAGAUACUCAGUUACUUGUCCAUCAUUGCGAGUGUCGGAACUAUAGUCCUUGGCCUGCUCCUCAUCCGACAGAAUCGCGCCAAGGCAUCGCGGGAAGUACCUGCCGAAGCGGCUAAUCAUCUGAUAGCCAUGAAGUCAAAGAAGUAUGGUCUGGAACCACUCGCCAUAUUGUAUAGUCUUCCAUACGCUCUCCUGAUGUGGUCAAUGCUCCUCUUCGUCGUCGCAUUCCUCACCCUCUGCUUCAACGGCUCCGACCUCACCACCCGCCUCCUCGUCGGCCCCGUCUUCCUCGCCAUAAUCGUCCUCAUCACCUGGUGUCUCCUCUCCGGCAUCUCCAUCGCCGCCGACACCUGGUUCGCCGGUUCCCGGCGGCUUUGGUCCAAAUGGAUAGAGUUGACGAAGAAUAAUAGGAUGGUGUUCCAGCAGCGGUGGGCAGAAAGGGAUGGGGACAGGUCAUUCCUGUGGGAGGAGGUGAGGAGGUGUUUUCAUUUUCGGGGAGUCGACUCGGAGGAAGUGGCCAUGGGGAAUGGGAUGGGGAUGAGAGCCAGUGAUACGGCUAGUUAUAUAUCUACGCGCACGCACAUGAAUGAUAACGCUACUGUAUGAUUGUGAUGUCGAUAGGGUUGUAGUCGCGGGGUGGACCUGUGCCACUGGCAGGUGCGACCAUUGUAUUUACGCCAUACUUAAACUGUGUCUUUUUUCCUUUUCUUUUCUUUCUGUAUUAUACUUGUACCUAUUAGACACUUACUAUCGUUCUGGAUGCUGUAUCUCUGGUACAUACU